Dissoconium aciculare CBS 342.82 is the source of this 1110-nucleotide messenger RNA. RefSeq lists its product as uncharacterized. Bases 380 to 1006 code for a protein of 208 amino acids. NCBI's taxonomy places the organism in Eukaryota, Fungi, Ascomycota, Dothideomycetes, Mycosphaerellales, Dissoconiaceae. The transcript has a single exon. Gene Ontology annotation, molecular function: protein binding. The record is from RefSeq and is a predicted model, not a curated record.
UCAAGGCAUGGACACAUGACUGUUGGACACACCGCCUGACUCUCUUUCAAAACGGGUCAGAUUAUAUGCAGUCAUAUUAUUCUAUCGACCUUCGUCCUAGUUCCCAUCCAUCUUUGAGUCCUUGUGUAAAGGACACAAAUUUAUAUCAGCGUCGUGUCACGGCAGCUAAUAAAAUCAUCCGAUGCUCGGAGCCCCUGCAAUGGCGGACUUGGCAGCGACGGCCGCAACGGAGGAGAGAACAGAGCCAGAUUAUGACGGGGUUAUCACGCACAUCACCCGUUUGAAGGCCUGCAACGAUGAGAUUCUCUCAACCCUGAAGCAUAACACAGAGCUUUUAAAUGAUAUACUCAAGACACUGGUCCCGUUACGAAGCUCCGAUAUGGGCGUUUUCAAAAGCACAUCUCAUGGCUCCGGUCGAAGAUUGGUGGAGACGACUGAGCUGUUAGAAAUGAUCUUACUACGCCUCCGACGGAAAGAUAUCCUUUCGGCACAACGUGUGAACCGGCGUUUCAGAUUUGUGAUCGCGAAGUCUAGACUACUGCAGCACAAAUUGUUCUUCACGUCCCAGCCUCCAUCUUCCAACCCCGCUCAAGCACGAAUCAACCCAUUACUGUUCAAGAAGCCUAUUCUCGCUCGUUUGCCCGUGUACCUCGAUCUAGACAGCCGCCGUUUAGCUUACGUCCAUCGCAAAGGACGGGUACGAGUUCUUUGCCGGUCAGCGAAGCUCGAAGUUGAUCACGAAACUCACGAAACUUGGCUCAAUCUUAGCUUCAAGGCAAACAAUCCCAAGGUCUCAUCAGACCAGAAUCGUGUCCUUGAAGUUCCACUCGGCGUCGGGACUUGGCGCUCCAUGUACAUCUCACAAGGAACUGUUGGUGUGAAAUGGAAUGUUACCGUUUAUGAUCGCCGUCUCUCUUACCGGGAGUUGUCCGGAGUCCUGAAUGGUGAAUAUGUCCUAGAUCGACUGCUCGAAGAGUUGGCCGCUGCGUCUGUCGAUGUUUCAUAGUAUGCGAAAUAUGUUGUUUCCUAGCAAAAACAAAUUGUUGGACUUGUUCUACGCUGUGAAGCAGGAACGGAUAGCCAUGUUCGGAUUGACACUUCAUGCACUAA